Molecule: messenger RNA, 1673 nt
Organism: Caenorhabditis elegans
Lineage: Eukaryota; Metazoa; Nematoda; Chromadorea; Rhabditida; Rhabditidae
Gene: W03C9.6
Product: MFS domain-containing protein
Biological process (GO): transmembrane transport
Cellular component (GO): membrane; vacuole
Molecular function (GO): transmembrane transporter activity
Source: RefSeq, marked reviewed
CAAGAAAAAAUGGCUGUAGCUCAGGCUCCUGACGAAAAAUUCCAAAUUCCCACGAUUUCAAUGAGCAAGAUGGAUUUUGAUGAUGUCCCUUCAAAAGAAGACGGUAAUGAUAGUGAAUCGGACACCGACAUGGUUACAGACCGAAAAGCCAUCGUAAUCGCGUCGCUGGUCAUGUUUAUUGCUGCGAUCGAGAAUACUGUAGUCGGAAUGAGCGAGUGGCCUUAUAUGAAUCAGAUCGACAAGGAAGCCGACGCACAAUUCUUCGGAAACGCCACGGCCGCGUCAAAACUCUUCCACGCCAUUUCGGCACUUGUCUUCGCAAUCUGGUGCCAUCGAUUUCAAUCAUUCCAAAUUCCUCUGAUCGCCGGACGGUUUAUCGCCUUCGGUGCCUGCCUACUCUACCUAUGCGUCGAAAUGUUCGGUAGUGGACGGAGAUAUGUGAUGGCCUUGUGUUAUAUUCUGUUUGGAGUUGCUUCGAGCAGUUCCACAAUUCUUCGCGCCUAUGUUGCUGCGAUUUCUAGGCAUGAAGAUCGUCCGCAGGCCUAUUCCGGAUUGAACGCGGCCACGAUGAUCUCGAUUAUUGUCGGACCAAUAAUCCAAGCUGCAUUCUCAUCGAUUCACUAUCCGGGAUGGGAAAUCUUCCCAAACGUCAAAUUCCACAUUUAUUCGGCGCCGGUUUGGGUUGCCGCCGCAACCAAUUUCAUCUCCAUCACCAUCAUCAAAUGCUGUUUGAAAGAACUGCCACGCCGUGCAAAAUCCGACAUGAAGAAAAAUCAAUCAUUCCUUACGAUCGCUGGAGUCAAAUCGAGAAUCGAAAAGGUUUCUCAAAUGAAUCUGAACUGGCGAAUCGUCGUUUUGUGUUGGAUCCAGAAAAUGAACGCGACACUUUCAGUCGUCACGCUCACCACGUUAACCUCUGUAAUUUUCAUGACAAAUUACGGCUGGUCAGGUGCAAAAACUGUGCUCGCCAUGUCGAUAACACUUGGAGCAGUCGGAAUUCUAGCCGUUAUUGUCGCCGGGCUCUACUUUUUCUGCAAUCUCGGCAAUUUCCUCCAACAACGCAUCGCGUUCCUCAUAGGUUUGGUAAUCUUCAUGUCAAUGUACGUAUUCACCUAUCCAUGGACACCUGUGAGCAAUCCAGUUCCCCCUUACAACGCCCUAGCCGAUGUUGGCUGUAACUCGACGACCUAUAGCUGGUGUGACACAUCAUAUGCUCCGGCGGCUCCGCUUUUGCUCAUUGUGAUCGCUGUUGUCAUGGGAAUUGGGAUCCCGCUCUCGUCGGUGGCUCUCGAUGCGAUCUACUCGAAAACUCUGGGACCUAUUAAUCAGAGCGUAAUGCAAGGAGCCAUGAUCGUCGCAGAGGACGUUAUUCUCAUUCUGGGACCAAUUUACUCGUCCGGAGUUUACACGUAUUCCGGUUUUGAGACACUUUGGACCAUCAAUGGAAUUGUCGUGGCACUUGGAUCGAUUUAUUGGAUUGCGAAUUUCUCGAGGCUUCGGCAGUAUUCGUAAAAGUGGAAGAUUUUUUUUCGAAAAUUUGUUGCGAACGUUUUUUGAAUUUUAUCACGUUUUUUUUGUAUUUCAAUUUGAUGAGAUAUUCGGGUCUAUUUCUGUAUUUUUCUGUGCUCUUAAUUUGUUUUUAAUGCGAUGAAUAAAAUUUAAUUAUUUGUAUU